Spodoptera frugiperda (fall armyworm) is the source of this 3195-nucleotide messenger RNA. RefSeq lists its product as uncharacterized. Bases 413 to 3094 code for a protein of 893 amino acids. The record is from RefSeq and is a predicted model, not a curated record. The transcript has 6 exons. NCBI's taxonomy places the organism in Eukaryota, Metazoa, Arthropoda, Insecta, Lepidoptera, Noctuidae.
AGCAAAGUUUUUCAAGUUUAUUAUGUAUUUUUAUGUUUAUUACAUAUGUGUUACUUUUCCCAGUAUGUUUUAAAUUAAUAAAAAUAUAUAAUCAAUAUUUUAUGUUAAUUCUAAAAAUGUUGAUUCUUCAAUCGUAAUUUUCACUGUGGCAACACUAACACAUCCGGAAAAUUUUGUUACCUGUCAGCCAUAUUUGAAUUACUUGUUUUCCUUCGUUUCGUUCGUUUUGCGUUUAUUCUGUUUUUGUGUUAUAUUUUUUAUUACGACUUGGCUUGUUUACGGUUUCUGAUUUUCCUGAGUGCUACGUAUUACCUGGCUUGUUAUUUGGACCCCGAACUGAUAGCGUAUAUGAUAACUUGGCUUCUUCACUUUGACUUCGAUUUUAAAACUUUUGCGAUUUUGGAUUUUGAAAAUGCCGAAAGCAUCUGCAUUAAAAUGUUAUUUUGGAUGUGUUAUCGAUGGACCGCUACACCGAUUCCCCAAAUGGGAAUAUCCUCACACUGAGAGGUUUAAUCAGUGGAAGUCUGUUCUCAGCAUCGCAACCCAAGAGAGAGGAAAUAAUUAUAUAUAUAAUUCUGUUCGCAUAUGCCACAGACACUUUGAGGAUUAUUAUAAAUCACGAAGUAAACUUUUGACCAGAAAUGCAAUACCUACAUUGAAUUUGGACUUGUCACAAACUAUACAAAUAACAAUGCCAUUGGCUGAGCAAUUUGUUGUUGGAGAGGCAUCAACAUCAACUCCAUUUAGCGACUUGUCACAAAAUCUACAAAUAACUAUGCCAUUGCCACAAAGUCCACAAAUAACUGUGCCAUUGGCUGAGCAAUUUGUUGUUGGAGAGGAACCAGCAUCAGCAUCAGUUUCAUCAAGAGCUCCUGAGAAAUGCUUUAAGAAGCGAGAAUCCAGUACAAUUAAAAAGCUUACAGAAAAACUGCAAAAAAUGCGACAAAAAUGCAAAUCUCAAUCAAAAAAAAUUCGCACAGCAAAAAAAUUGACAAUGUCAAAAUCAUUUCUGUCGACGAUAGAAAAAUUGCCUGAUGCAGCACAAAUUUUUAUGAAAUUGCAAUUGAAGGGCACUAAGAGACCAAGAGGAAGACGAUACACCACAAAUGAAAAAAUAAUGGCCUUGUCCAUCUAUAAACAAAGUCCGAAAGCAUAUAAUCUUUUGAAGAAAAUGUUUAUAUUACCGUCAAAACGUUGUUUGCAAAAAGUUCUAAGUUCAUUCCGCAUGAAACCAGGUAUUAAUGCUGAAAUAUUAGAAAAUUUAAAAAAGCAAGUGCAGCAUAUGACGGCAGAAAAAAAAUUAGUAAAUUUGUUAUUUGAUGAAGUGUCAUUAGCACCUGGGAUGGUGUAUAAUGACUUUUUAAAUGAAAUUAUUGGUUUCCCAGAUGACGGCAUAAAAAAAACAAAGGAUAUUGCGGAUCGUGCCCUUGUUUUUAUGAUAAAGGGCAUUAAAAGUAAAACAAAACAACCCAUACUAUUUACCUUUACAAAAAGUGGUAUAAAGAAGCAAGACUUAAAAGAUUUGUUAUUAGAAACCAUUAAAAAUAUUAACAGUACAGGACUUAAGGUGGUUUCAACAAUAUGUGACCAGUGUCCUACAAAUGUUGCCGUGAUAAAACAACUAAGAGAAGAAACACAAAAAAAAUAUGCUGUUGAAGGAAAACCAACGCAAACAACGUUUUUUGAGGUAGAUAACACAAAAGUUUUCCCUUUGUUUGAUACACCCCACUUAUUAAAGGGUGUCAGAAAUAAUUUAUUGAAUAAAGACGCAAAAUAUAUGUUUAAUGGACAAGAGAGAUGGGCAAAAUGGGAACAUCUGAAAAUGUUACUGGCCAUUGAUGUUGGUGAUGAUGAAAUUCGUCUGGUCAACAAGUUGACUGAAAGUCACAUAAAUAAAGAUAAAUUAAAAAAAAUGAAGGUCAAGUUAGCUGCACAGGUAUUUAGCCAAAGAGUUUCAUCAGCGCUUCGGUUUUCUGGAAAAUAUGGAAUUUUACCGGCAGAAUGCGAGGGAACUGCAGAUUUUCUUUUAAUAUUUGACAAAUUAUUUGAUUCUUUUAAUGGUCAUUCCUAUCAAGAUGAAUCAAAAAUAUAUAAGGGCUGUGUAAAAAAGAAUUCCCCUCACUUCCAACUAUGGGAUGAUUUAGUUCCUGUAUUAGAAUCAAUCAGAUUUAAAUCAAUCAUUAAAAAAAAUGGUAUUGAUCAAAUUAAAUAUGAGAUGAUUCCUUCAAUAAAAAAUUGGAUAGUAAAUAUAAAAACUUUUAGAGAAAUGUGGGAAUAUUUAUCAUCCAAUUAUAGAAUCACAAGUUUAAUCACAAGAAAUUUUAAUCAAGAUCCUCUCGAAAACUUUUUUAGUAGUAUUAGAAGUAAUGGUGUUAGGAAUGUAAAUCCAAAUUGCUAUCAAUUUAUUAAUGCUUAUAAAACUUUGAUUGUUAAUAAUUAUAAUUCACCACAUUCUACAGGUGCCAAUUGUGAAGAAGAUUAUAAUUCAGCUAUGCAAUCAUUAUCUUGUUUAAUUGGAAACAAACGUGAUGAUUCUAAUACUAUUGAUUUUGCAUGUAACAUUGAUUCCUUACUUAAUGUGGUGACGGAAAUAAAAAAGAAUGAUUCUCUAUUGCAUGCUGAAUCGAAAAAAUAUGUAACAGGGUAUGUGAUUAAGAAAUCGAAGGCAAAGGUUUUCAGAAAUUGUACUAAUUGUGUGAUUAGUUUGUGUAGAUCCAGUGUAGAUUUGGAUUCGUUUAAUUAUGAAAUUGAUUACACAAAAAGAUCAUUAUUUCACCCAAGUGAUAAAUUUAUAGAUUUAAUGAAUAACAUAUAUUAUGUGAUUGUUGCAUGUCUUCGAAAUAACCCGACAUCAAAAUUUUUAAAGGAGGAAAUCAAGUUUUUCAUUGAUUGUGCAUGUGAUUUUAAUAUAAUAACUUGUAGGAAACAUAAAGCUGAUUUGAUUGAUUUCAUUAUUAAUCUUUCAAUUAAAUUGAUUGUACAUAGUUGGUGUUUAGGGGUAAAUAGGUUAAUAAAUGGAAAAAUUAGAUGUUUUGAUAGGAAUGACCAAAUUAAAAAGCAAGCUUUUGAUUACUAUAAUAAAAGAAAAAAAUAAAUGCAAAAAUGAUUCCUUAAAAUUUGUUUUUAUUUCAUUUAGUCUGACCUAGAUCGUUUAAUAAAUCAGUAAAUGAUUGAAAAUACAACUAUUUACUUUUA